Molecule: messenger RNA, 699 nt
Organism: Ascochyta rabiei
Lineage: Eukaryota; Fungi; Ascomycota; Dothideomycetes; Pleosporales; Didymellaceae
Product: Methylthioribulose 1-phosphate dehydratase
Exons: 4
Coding region: 1-699 (232 amino acids)
Cellular component (GO): cytoplasm
Molecular function (GO): metal ion binding; methylthioribulose 1-phosphate dehydratase activity
Source: RefSeq, a predicted model, not a curated record
AUGGGUUCCGAUCUUCAAGAUGCUGAAGCGCUGAUACACUCCGACGACCCGCACCACCCAGCGAACCACAUCUGUACGCUGUGCGCGCAUUUUUAUACGUUAGGAUGGGUCACAGGCACAGGGGGAGGUACAAGUAUCCGUCAUGAGGACAAGAUCUAUAUCGCACCGAGUGGUGUGCAGAAAGAGCUUAUGAAGCCAACGGACAUGUUUGUGAUGGACUUCAACAACAAGGAGUAUCUUCGAAGGCCUCAGGUACUUAAGCCUUCCGCCUGCACACCUCUCUUCAUGGCCGCGUUUGAACGUGGCGCCGGCUGUUGCAUCCACACACACUCGCAGUGGGCUGUUCUUGUAACCCUCCUCGUCGAACGCGACUUUGGAAAAGACGCGUGUUUCGAAAUCGAGGAGAUUGAACAGAUCAAGGGUAUACCAAAGGGACGAGGCAAGCAGGGUAAUCUAGGAUAUUACGAUAAGCUGCGGAUACCGAUCAUUGAGAAUACUGCACAUGAGGAGGACCUCAGGGAAAGCUUAGAAGAGGCUAUGGAGAAAUAUCCGGACUCUUACGCGAUCUUGGUGAGGAGACAUGGAAUCUAUGUCUGGGGCGACAACGUACAUAAGGCAAAGACCCAGUGCGAGAGCAUUGACUAUACCCUCCAGCUCGCUGUUGAGAUGCACAAGCUUGGUCUGAAAUGGACGAAGUAA